AUGUUCCAUGCUAUUCUCUUCAUACUGAGCUUGUUCUAUAUAGAUCCUGUUUAUCAGGAUAAAUCAAUCUCAUUUCUAACUGAUUUCGGUUACACGUUUACACCCUACAGCAAUGUAAGCGCUCCUCUUCUCAUCCUCAUUCAGGCCAACUUUCUGCGUUGUUACACGCAAUGCAAUCAAAGAACCGCUUGUCGACUAUUCGAUUACGAUUCAGACACAAACCAAUGUCGACUCUGGUCAGAUGAUUUGACGACAGGUAUGAUCUCUCUGGCUACUCCAUCGAAGCCGCAAUCCAGAGUCGGUGUCAUUCGAAUCGCACCAGAUAUAUACACUCCUAUUCACAAUCAACCAUGUGACAAAUGUGCUGAGAGUCGAUAUGAAGAGUGUGAUCCACUCUCUCUCACUUGUCAGUGUCCACCAAUGACAUUCUGGGAUGGAAGUGUGUGUUCAUCUCAACGAUACUUGAAUCAAUCGUGUGCAACCAUUGAUAGUUGCCGAUCCGAUCUUGCACUGGAGUGUCGAGAUGUUGGAUGUAAUUCUGUAUUUCAAUGCUUGAAUCAAACAACGGUUUGGACAGCUGCCGGUUUUUGCAAUGCAACAGUAGGUGGUGGAGCAUAUGGUUUGUCAGGCCCAUGGGGACUGUACGUUUCAUCAGACAACACACUGUAUGUAACUGAUUAUGAUACUGGCCGGGUACAAGUUUAUCCAUCAUUGUCUCGCUCAGGACUAACCAUUGCGAAGCUAAGUGGAAUAAUUGAAGAUGUGUCCGCUGAUAGUAUGGAAUAUAUUUACACGAGUGCUUUCACUCUCGCUAGCCUAUUUAUUUCACCAAUGAACACUACUCUGCCAAGCUCCGCAAUAUAUAUAUGUGGCUUGUCUUCGAUUUAUUCACCUUAUGGCAUUGCUGUUGAUCGGUAUCGAAAUAUUUAUAUUUCACACUUCGCUUGUCAUGUAGUGACGAAAUGGACACUGAAUGCUACUGCAGGUGUAGUUGUUGCUGGACAACUCAAUACACCAGGUAGCACUAGUAGUUUGCUCAAUGGCCCAAAGUUUAUUGCUCUUGAUGAAGUACAUUCAGCACUCUAUGUGGUUGACUACUACAACUAUCGCGUACAGAAAUUUCUGCUGGGAGUCAGUACAAUAGGUAUUACAGUCGCCGGCGGUAACGGAUAUGGUACAGGCUUGAAUCAGCUGAAGAAUCCAUCAGGAGUGUGUGUAUCAUUGAAAGAUCAGUCGGUGUAUGUGGGUGAUCAAGACAAUCAUCGAGUGGUGAAGUGGGUAGUGAAUGCUACGCAAGGUUCGAUCGUUGCUGGCGUGACAGGAGUAGCAGGCAGCACGUCAUCACUUCUGAAUACGCCUGGUGAUUGUGUUCUCGAUCCAACAGAGACAUUUCUUUAUGUGGCUGACUAUGGUAAUCAUCGCGUGCAACGUUUUCGUCUAUAA
Molecule: messenger RNA, 1443 nt
Organism: Adineta ricciae
Lineage: Eukaryota; Metazoa; Rotifera; Eurotatoria; Adinetida; Adinetidae
Source: the annotation of a GenBank genome assembly